Mytilus californianus (California mussel) is the source of this 1279-nucleotide messenger RNA. RefSeq lists its product as uncharacterized. The record is from RefSeq and is a predicted model, not a curated record. The transcript is spliced from 3 exons. NCBI's taxonomy places the organism in Eukaryota, Metazoa, Mollusca, Bivalvia, Mytilida, Mytilidae. Bases 73 to 1266 code for a protein of 397 amino acids.
UUGGUUUUCUCCAACAUGGCGGAUCAUGUUUGUAGUGUUUAGGAAGCUGAUCAUUCUGUUUACCAGAUAAAAAUGGACCAACAGAAUGAAGAAUCAAGUAAAGGAGAUCAUAGCAUUGAUCAGAAAUCGUUUAAUUUAUUUGCAGAAAUGGACCAAUCACAGAACAUGCCACCAGAAAGUCCAGUUCUUAUGUCGGAUUUCAAAUGGUGCGACUCAGCCACUGCUUUAAUGUUGAAACUAUAUCGUGAUAAGCAAAUGAAAUUUAAUAAUCCUCAUGUGAAAAAGAAAGUUGUUUGGCGGGAAAUAGCAGAUGUAAUGCAACAGAAUGGAUACGCUUUUGACGCAGACCGUUGUGAAAGAAAAUUUUUAAACCUUAAAACUAGUUACAGAAAUACAAUUCAGCAUAACUGCAUGACCGGAAAUAUGUCUAGAACAUGCGCAUUCUUUUCCGAGCUACACGAGAUUUUUCAGAUGCAGAUUGGUAUUGACGAUGGAAAGACACCAGUGAAUCUCCAGCCAGCUCCAAUUCGUCUGAUACCAAAUGCUAAUAACGUACAAGUGGUACCGGUUUCUGAAGGAAAAGAAAGUAGAUCUUCUAUUACCUCUCCACCUACCGAUCACUCCGCAUAUCGAUAUCCUACACAACGCCAACAAGGGCCUCAACUUUCACCUCUUCCUCAAACGAACUCUGAAUCAACAUUUGAUAAAAGAUCGAAUAAUACACCUACACAUUCUGUACCAAAUUCUAGUCCAAAUAGUCAGUUCUAUGUGUCUGCAUCCAUGCUGUUAGAAGCUUCCGCACAACGAAAUAGUUCUAAUGGCAACAAACACAUUUCACAAGGACAGAGUCUUGCACAGCAGAAAGCUUCAGACAAUCAUACCGAGAGGCGUCUAUCCAGUCACCAAUCAUCUAGUUUUCAACAGAGAAAUCCACCAGCUAGUCCCAUACAAACCACGACAGCACCAUUAUCACACCCCACCGAAAACGGCCGCCAUAAUUAUCCAAAUACAUCGGUUAUUGACCUUUGUAAUGACAGGAAACGUUCAAGUUCUGAAAAUGAAUCAAGACAAGAACGAAUUAAAAAAAGCAAAAAUAACGAUUUACAAACAUUGUUGGCUAGUUUCGAAAAAUACCGAGAGGAACAGAAAGUUCGUGAAGAUGACCGGAUGAGAAUGAUGAAAGAAUUCCAUGACGAGGAAAUGAAGGUCACGAACCGGUUUCUGGACAUCAUUCAACAGUGUGUUCAGUAUAAUUCUGAUGAUUAAAAAGUUAAAUAGC